Messenger RNA from Fomitiporia mediterranea MF3/22, 1132 nucleotides. RefSeq lists its product as uncharacterized. The transcript is spliced from 4 exons. The record is from RefSeq and is a predicted model, not a curated record. Gene Ontology annotation, biological process: regulation of DNA-templated transcription. NCBI's taxonomy places the organism in Eukaryota, Fungi, Basidiomycota, Agaricomycetes, Hymenochaetales, Hymenochaetaceae. The coding region runs from base 70 to 912 and encodes 280 amino acids. Gene Ontology annotation, molecular function: DNA-binding transcription factor activity.
CCGAAUAUUCUUCACCAGCCCACUCCACAAUCUGCUGCUAUGCAAAGCCAUUUCGCAUUAGCCUGCAGCAUGGGCACUUCGGCUGCAAGCCAGUCUGAUAUGUACCAGCAAAGCCAGCAUGCUCAGAAUGCUCAUGAUAGUCAACAUGUUCGCAGCGAUCAACACAGCUUUGGGCACGUCCAAAACCGGACUCAAUCUCCCAGUGCUGGGCUCGUACCUGACCCUGUCUUCGUUAACUCCCUGCGCUCAAUAGACGGGACAGGGACAAGUGGGCAAGGACAAUUGGAAGGCCCCACGGAGAACGAGGCAGUCGUCGCCGAGACAAUUGUACGUGCUCGAAAGAGCUGGAAGACCGUCAAGGGCCGCUCUGAAGUUGUAUGGCCACCUCACCUUGAAAGAGUCCUCAUACAGGCUCUUCUACAAUAUAAACCGAAUGAUGCACGAUAUACCCGUGCCUUAGGGCGAUUUCCGAAACGAAAUCGCUUCAUCUCUGACUACAUAUUCUCUGUUACGGGGAUUCGACGUAGCCCAAAGCAAGUAGGCAGCCGCUUACAACAGCUGAAAGACGUGAGCUGUGGAAAGAUGCUUCUAAACCAUGUCGCCAGCUGGUCUCAGACAACCUCUUCUGCUCCUGUCUCUGCAUCCGGAUCUCCCUUAGGGCUCGACCUUCCCCUGGAAUCUCAGUCAGAUCUCGAAUUGAUCACUAAUGAAUUACAUGGACUUGCAUCUGGUUCAGAAGGCUCGCAAUCCCCUGUAACCCCAAUAGGAGGAAUCGACCAGGCUUUGUACUUUGCACAUCCUUCUGCACCUUCGGCAGAUGUUCUAGAUUCGAUGGCAGCCAUGCAGCUCGCGUUUCCACAUUUAAACUGGUUCUCCGAGGGCCAAUGCAAGUCAGGCCCGUCACUGUGCUAAUACCACACCUCCUUUUGUCGAGGCUUCGAAGAGGACGUAACUUGCGGGAAUGAGCGGUGGUCAGUAGUGCAUGUAUAGUUCAUCCGUGUUCCCAGAACAAUCAGAGACCUUUACACCGCGUGUUCGAGGACGGUUAGAAGUUAAUGUAUCUAAACUUGUAAAUACGUAUCUCAGUACAGUAUGAUGGAUAACUGGAAUCAUCACUCAAGUCAUGAUUACG